Messenger RNA from Paramuricea clavata, 642 nucleotides. Lineage: Eukaryota; Metazoa; Cnidaria; Anthozoa; Malacalcyonacea; Plexauridae. The record is from the annotation of a GenBank genome assembly.
AUGAAAUCGGAUAUCUUGUAUGGUCAUGUCAUGUAUGUCUCAAGGUAUUAAUAUCACGAUUGUUUGGUGAAUGCUUCACUGAUUUCCAAAAUGUCUGCGGUAGUAACCGGUGUUGUGAAACUUGAUUCGCAGUGGAAUUGCAGAACGUUUGAAAGAUGGCGACGUCACGGACGAAGAAUGUCGGCGCUUGAUCGUCAGAGAACUUGACGAUAUCAAAAGCAAGCUAGAUGGUCUGGCAAAAAAGGAUUUACUGAGUAGCCUUUGUUUUCUUCAAGACGGAGUCAAUAGACUAUAGUAUAUCAAUCCUUACUUCAAGUGAAUUCAAAUGAAAAUACAGCAGAAUCGCCCGAACAAGCGACCUUAGUCGAAGCCGCGUCAUUCAGAGACACUGGUACUGAUUCUCCUAUCAACGAAGUUAUUGCUCUUAUAAAUGCCAUCACGUCAUUGAAAAUACAUUCCAAGGAACGCUUUAAAUCUGCCAUAAAAUCGUUCGAACUUGCGGGUGAAAAUGCCACCAAAGCAUUCUGUAACGAAGCGUUGUCCAUCGAAGACCGAAUUCAAGCAUCGCAAGUCAGAAUCGUGGCAAGAAUUUUGGAAAAUUUGGAAGACCCAGAAGCAAGCGCAAGUGAUUGCUUGCAGUGA